Triticum turgidum subsp. durum (durum wheat) is the source of this 597-nucleotide messenger RNA. NCBI's taxonomy places the organism in Eukaryota, Viridiplantae, Streptophyta, Magnoliopsida, Poales, Poaceae. The record is from the annotation of a GenBank genome assembly.
AUGGCAUCCAAGGACCAUGGAGGCGGUGCUCCUCGGGAAGACGGAUCUGACGAGGACUGCGGCUGCGGGUCCUGGACGAUAGCUCUGCUCCUGUACACGUCCUUCUGGCUGGUCAUGGUGUACCUGCCGCCCAUGGAUUCCUUGCCCGGGAUCCGGGAGCUCGACGGCUCGCCGCCAUCCAACGACGACAAGCCCACCACGUGCUCCGUGGAGCUAGCCGGCGCCAGGGGGCUCGAGCCAGCGCUGGCUCCGGGCGCGACCUCGCCGGCAUUCGACCUCGUCGUGCACGUCGACAACGGCCGCGUCUAUGAGCUGUGCCAUGGCGGCGGCGACGUCGUCGUCUCCUACGCGGGCGUACCCCUCGCGCGCGGGCGCACGCCGAGCUUCCGGCUGCCGGCAAAGACUACGGGGCGGUGGGCGGUGAACGUGACGGGCGUGGGGCUGGGGAUCCCGGCGGAUUUGUCUCGCCUCAUGACGGCGGAGCGGAGAUGGGGGGUGGCCCAGCUGGAGAUCGACAUGGGCCUGGCCUGGCAGUCCUUCACGUGCGACGUUUUGGUUGACGGGCAACCCGGCGCAUCAGCGUGCAGGCUAGCUUAA